AUGGGAGUGGGUCUGGCUAUAAUAGCCCUAACCGGUAACCCCAAUCUCCCCGCUCCCAGUGGUCCAGAAAAUUGUUUAUUCGGCGUCGGCCAUCAGAAAAAUAAGAAGAAAACACUAGAGAAACAGCAACGAUGCAGAGUCGGGGCCGGGCCGCCGGACGAUAAUCAACCAGCUAAACCCGGCCAGAAGCCUGAGCAGACUCCAGCUGCUAGCCCCCUCCACGGGCGCCGCUCACUGCCUGUCUCGAAUCCUCGAUCGAGCGCUCUUGGCCGAGGAUUUGCGAGCUCGAGUCUGGCGAGACAAUCCAAGCAGGCCAAUAAACGACCGGUGUUCUUUAAAGUCUCGGCUGGCGGCAAGGCGCGUGGAACAAUCAAAUCCAAACUUCCUAUCUUAUCAUCGCUGGGCCUCCGGACGAAGUACUACUCGGUCGUCCCCCUCAACCUGCUCUUCAUCCACUUCACGCUCUACUAUCUGCCCGGCAAGCUCCUCAGCAGCCCGGAGGAUGGCCGCCCGGGAGCCACACCCAGCCUCGAGCAUCUCGUCCGCCACCCAAUACGCUCCCUGGCGAUCAUCAACCUCGGCGCCUUGCUCGUCCAGCUCUGGUUCACCAACUUCCUCCGUUCAUGGAGGAACUCGCUCGCCGGGCCGGCUCCUGAGACCCCCUCCGAGAAACACCGGCCGCUGCCCAAAAAGCGCAUGCUGGCCAGCCAGCUCAAGACGCUCCUCCUCAGCCUCAUCCAUGCCCCUCCCUCGGAGUUCCGGAAACAACUGGCGAAGGAACUCGACCCCAAGCUGCGCUCGCUGAUCAGCCGAUCCACCUUGAACUUAGGCCUGGCCUGCUUCUUAGGCCUGCUCAGCUUCUUCCCCGCCUCACUCUUACUGGGAUGGAACCAGGCCAGAGAGAAGCCUAACUGGAUCCGGAUCUUCUCCACCUUCCAACCAAAGAACGAGAUUGAAGUCGCCAUCCUCUUCCCCGCUAUCGGCGCCUGUGUAGGUACUUGGCUAGGUACCAUCCCGAUCCCACUCGACUGGGACCAACACUGGCAGGCUUGGGCAAUCACUUGUCUUGUCUGUGCUUCUGGGGGCCACGCAGUUGGAUCUGUCGUCCCCAUCAUCCACUCCGCCUUGUAUGCAUCUAGACAUCCUCUUGAAAUGACGUCUUAA
Puccinia triticina is the source of this 1164-nucleotide messenger RNA. RefSeq lists its product as uncharacterized. The record is from RefSeq and is a predicted model, not a curated record. The transcript is spliced from 6 exons. Gene Ontology annotation, cellular component: endoplasmic reticulum membrane. Gene Ontology annotation, biological process: GPI anchor biosynthetic process. The coding region runs from base 1 to 1164 and encodes 387 amino acids. NCBI's taxonomy places the organism in Eukaryota, Fungi, Basidiomycota, Pucciniomycetes, Pucciniales, Pucciniaceae.